Paraphaeosphaeria sporulosa is the source of this 1401-nucleotide messenger RNA. Its product is annotated as epocide hydrolase domain-containing protein. The record is from RefSeq and is a predicted model, not a curated record. Gene Ontology annotation, molecular function: epoxide hydrolase activity. The transcript is spliced from 2 exons. NCBI's taxonomy places the organism in Eukaryota, Fungi, Ascomycota, Dothideomycetes, Pleosporales, Didymosphaeriaceae. Bases 1 to 1401 code for a protein of 466 amino acids. Gene Ontology annotation, biological process: epoxide metabolic process.
AUGCUAGCGGUACAAAGCACCAACUUCACAGCCUCAAUCUUGGGACCCCAUCAUGGUAUUACCGUCGUAUAUCUCCUGCUUCUGCUUAUGCUUCGCACACUCUUCUGCAUCGACAUAAAAAUAACCUCUGGUCUUGCCUCUCCCAGUCUCGUCGGCACACUGCGGCAUCAUCUGUUCUCUCGUCACUUCCGCGAAAGACAGACAAAACAGAUUCCUCGAGCGCACGCCACAGCGACGAUGAAGAUUGAGCCAUUCAAGAUAAACGUGCCGCAAAGUGAGAUAGACGCGCUGCACACACGCCUGGCAAACACGCGCUGGGCGCCCGAACUCGACAACGACGACUGGACCUCCGGCGUCAACGGCACCUACCUGCGCGAACUGGUCACUUACUGGCAGUCCCGCUUCGAUUGGCGCGCCCAGGAAGCGCACAUCAACAACUUCCCGCAGUUCCUUGCAGAAAUCGACGGCAUACCGAUCCACUUCAUCCACGUGCGCGGCAAGGGACCCAGCCCCGUCCCCAUCCUCCUGAACCACGGCUGGCCCUGGACCUUCUGGGACUUCAAGGCCGUCAUCGCGGCGCUGGCCGAUCCAGCUGCCCACGGCGGCGACCCCGGCGACGCCUUCGAUGUCGUCGUGCCCUCGCUGCCGGGCUUCGCCUUCUCGGGACCGCUGCCGCGGACCGGCGUGGGGUAUGUCGAGACGGCUGAUAUGUGGGUGAAGCUGAUGCGGGAGCUGGGGUAUGAGCGGUUCGUCACGCAUGGCGGCGACGCGGGCGCGUUUGUGAGUGCGCGGCUAGGCCACGCGCAUCCCGACUCAAUUAUCGGCGUGCAUCUGAGCUUCCCCGUUCUGCCAGGUGUGCCGUUUGGCCCUGACGACCAAAGUAGAAUGACACCAGAAGAACGCACAUUGAUGGAGGGUCAAGACAGAGGCCAGGGGGCGUUCAUACAUGUCUUGAUCAAUGCGUUGGACCCGCAGACCCUCGCCUGGGCGGUGCACGACAGCCCCGUAGGGCUGGCGGCGUGGCUGCUCCUGCGUCGCCGUGCCUGGAGCGAUUGCCGUGGAGACGUGGAGACGAGGUUCGACAAGGAUACGCUGCUCACGCAUGUUUCGCUGUACUGGCUCACUAACAGCUUCGUCUCGUCGGAGCUGUUCUGCAGAGCGUCUGGGUUUCCGCAGCCCAUGGCGCUGGCUAACGAUAUCAAGCCUGAGAUCAGCGUGCCGACGGCUGUUGCCGUGCUACCAAAAGACCUGUUCUACCGGCCACGUUCGAUCUUUGCAGCACAUAGCGAUCUGCGUCAGUGGACCUUGUUUCCCAGCGGAGGGCAUUUCGGGGCAGCUGAGGAACCAGGACUCAUAACUGAAGACAUUCGCUCAUUCGUACACCCUUUGCGAAAUGGCUGA